Molecule: messenger RNA, 1577 nt
Organism: Punica granatum (pomegranate)
Lineage: Eukaryota; Viridiplantae; Streptophyta; Magnoliopsida; Myrtales; Lythraceae
Source: RefSeq, a predicted model, not a curated record
UCCUCUCUCUCUCUCUCUCUUUACUCUUCUUUUGCUUUUCUUUGUUACCGUUUUUCCUCGUCUCCUUCUUCUUCUUCCUCCUCCUUUGGACUUUCGACUCUUUUUUUAGCGGUGGAGCAGAGAGAUCUAUGCCGUCGUAAGCGACUGAGAGAGUUAAGAGAGGGAGAGGGUGUUUGCUGUUAUGGCCGUGGAGCUGAUGAUGGACUGCGGCAGCGACGGAUACGCCCUCACGGAGGCGGCCUCGGCCGGCAUAAAGAGCGUCGAGAACCUAAUCAAGCUACUGGCCCAGCCGUACCACGAAGCGGCCCCGUCUUCCUCCGCCCCCAGGCCCGAGAGCUCCGACAUCGAGGUGGCCACUGACGCCGCCGUCAACAAGUUCCGGAAGGUGAUUUCCCUGCUCGACAGGUCGAGGACAGGCCACGCCCGGUUCAGGAGGGCGCCGGUGAGCUCGCCGGAGCAGGGGCCGACCCGGGUCGAGGAGGUUGCCCUGUCCGGGGGCUCCGCCUUCAAGGUCUACUGCCCAGCCCCGAUCCAGCGGCUGCCUCCCCUGCCCCACAGCCAGAAUCCAGGGGCACAGAGGAGCGCGCCGCCCGCGGCGGAGAGGAAGGAUUCCGUUCCCGGGACGGCCGUGACGAAGACGAUCAACUUCGCGCCGUCACAGCAGGUUUCGAACUCGGCGGCGAACUCGUCGUUCCUGUCGUCGCUGACGACAGGGGACAACGACAGCGUGCAGAGGUCCAUGUCUUCCUCCGGGUUCCAGAUCACCACCCACCACAAGCCGCCACUGUCCAUGUCCUCCUCGUACUCCACGAUGAAGAGGAAGUGCACCUCCAUGGACGAUGGCGCCCUCAAGUGCGGCGGCUCCUCCUCGGGCCGGUGCCACUGCUCCAAGAAAAGGAAAUCGAGGUUGAAGAGAGUGGUGAGGGUUCCGGCAAUCAGCUCGAAGAUGGCGGAUAUUCCGCCGGACGAUUACUCCUGGAGGAAAUACGGCCAGAAACCCAUCAAGGGCUCUCCUCAUCCGAGGGGAUAUUACAAGUGUAGUAGUAUGAGAGGGUGUCCGGCGAGGAAGCACGUGGAGCGGGCGCUGGACGAUCCGACUAUGCUCAUCGUCACCUACGAGGGCGAGCACAACCACCCCGUCUCCGCCGCCGACACCAAGUCAGCCUUCGUCCUCGAGUCCUCAUAGUCAACCCAUCCAACGGCUCUCAGCUCGACUUCGGCAGCUUCCAAUCCUAGCCGUCCAUCGAGUAGAAUAUUAAUAUAUUAUGAUGAGAUUGACGCGAAAAAGGUCAACGAGAUAGAAGGGGGGGUUGGGGGGUUGGCUCUCUUCCCAAGAAGAUUAUUAGUGGGGUAAUGUAAUGUUAGCUCUGUGUACGUAUAGGAUUCCUUUAUUUUUUCUUUUUUUCUUUUGUUCUUUCUUUUUUUUGGUUGGGUGUUGAUGAUGGAUGGUAGACUAUGGUGAUUGAAAGAGAAAAAUGAAAAUGGAAGAGGAAUGGAUUGUGAAACUUUGGUGGAAGAUGAAUCAUUCUACUAGUGGACAUUUAUUUUAUUAUUAUUAUGAUUAGAUAUUAGAUAAA